GCUUUGCUAGAGACCCCAAAUGCUGGAGCGAAGGUUUGGACCCCGCAGCUCUGGUCUCUCUGUUCAUCAGUUCCUGAAGAUGCCCAGUGCCUGCCAAGGAUGGUCAGAAUGGAGCAGGCCUGGGCGGAGGGGGCAGGGAGGCGCUGCCUACCUGGACAGCUUGCAGAACGCAGGAAAAACCAGGCGGAAAAGAAGCCCUGCGGCGCGAGCCAAUCAGGAAUCAAGAGCCCGCCCCUCAACCCAUUAGGGUGGCAGUUUCUCGCAGCAGCCUUUGGACACUUCUGAAAACGCCCUGAGUUUUCGCGGGAAAAAAAGAAACUCCUAGCAGCUGGAAGGAUCGCGCGCUCCCGGGCUCAUUCAGGUUCUCUGCCACGCACGCGGCUUCCUCCUCGGUCACCCAACCCCAGAGCCCUAACCAGGAGCAGGCACUCCAGGCCUGAGUACAGUCCGGAUCGCAGCCGCGGGAGAGUGUAUUGGCACCAUGUGGAUCCAGGUCCGAACCAUGGAUGGGAAGGAGACCCGCACCGUGGACUCCCUGUCUAGGUUGACCAAAGUGCAGGAGCUGAGAAAAAAGAUUGCGGAUAUGUUUCACGUGGAACCCCAACUGCAGAGACUCUUUUACAGGGGGAAACAGAUGGAGGACGGCCACACACUCUUUGAUUAUGACGUGCGCCUCAAUGACACAAUCCAGCUGCUGGUGCGCCAGAGUCUGGCACUGCCUUCCAGUUCGAAGGAACGGGAUUCGGAGCUCUCAGACUCUGACUCUGGCUAUGGUGUGGGUCAGAGCGAGUCCGACAAGUCGUCCACGCAUGGCGAAGGGGCUGCUGAAGGGGAUGACAAGACUGUGUGGGAGGACACAGAACUGGGGCUGUACAAGGUUGAUGAGUACGUGGACGUGCGUGACAACACCUUGGGUGCAUGGUUUGAGGCCCAGGUGGUCCAGGUGCAGAAGAGAGCCCCAUCCCAGGAAGAGCCUUGCAGCUCCAGUACCAGCAUGACUCCGGAGGAUGACAUCAUGUACCAUAUCAAAUAUGAUGACUACCCAGAGAGUGGAGUGGAGGUUGUCAAAGCCAAGGAUGUCCGUGCCCGUGCCCGCACUGUGAUCCCGUGGGAGGACCUGGAAGUGGGCCAGGUGGUAAUGGCCAACUACAAUGUGGACUACCCCAGGAAGCGCGGCUUCUGGUAUGACGUCGAGAUCUGUAGGAAGCGGCAGACCAGGACGGCGCGGGAGCUGUAUGGCAACGUCAUGCUCUUAAACGAUUCUCAGCUCAACAACUGCCGGCUCAUGUUCGUGGAUGAAGUCUUUAAGAUUGAGCUCCCUAAUGAGAGGAGCCCCUUGAUUGGGAACCCCUCGCAGCCCCCUCCUCCGCUCCGGAAAACAGGGAAGAGCGGCCCGUCCUGCCAGUACUGCAAGGACGACGAGAACAAACUGUGUCGCAAGUGUGCCUGCCAUGUUUGCGGUGGGCGUGAGGCUCCUGAGAAGCAGGUGCUGUGUGACGAGUGUGACAUGGCCUUCCACCUGUACUGCCUGCAGCCACCGCUUACUUGCGUCCCCCCUGAGCCUGAGUGGUACUGCCCCAGCUGCCGGACCGACUCCAGCGAGGUGGUGCAAGCAGGCGAGAAGCUGAAGCAAAGCAAGAAGAAGGCGAAGAUGGCAUCAGCCACGUCAUCCUCCCGUCGGGACUGGGGCAAGGGCAUGGCCUGUGUGGGCCGCACCAGAGAAUGUACCAUCGUGCCCGCCAACCACUUCGGGCCCAUCCCUGGCGUCCCUGUGGGCACCAUGUGGCGCUUCAGAGUCCAGGUCAGUGAGUCUGGUGUGCAUCGGCCGCACGUGGCGGGCAUCCAUGGGCGGAGUAAUGAUGGUGCUUACUCAUUGGUGCUGGCUGGAGGCUACGAGGAUGAUGUGGACAACGGCAAUUCCUUCACAUACACAGGAAGCGGUGGCCGGGACCUCUCAGGCAACAAGCGUACGGCAGGACAGUCCUCUGACCAGAAGCUUACCAACACCAACAGGGCUCUGGCGCUAAACUGCAACUCCAAAAUCAGUGAGAAUGGGGCAGAGGCCAAGGACUGGCGCCAGGGGAAGCCAGUGCGUGUCGUCCGCAACAUGAAGGGUGGGAAACACAGCAAGUACGCGCCUGCAGAGGGCAACCGCUACGAUGGCAUCUACAAGGUGGUGAAGUACUGGCCAGAAAAGGGUAAAUCUGGCUUCCUCGUGUGGCGCUACCUCCUGCGACGGGAUGACACGGAGCCUGGGCCCUGGACCCGGGAGGGCAAGGACCGCAUGCGGCAGCUGGGGCUCACUAUGCAGUACCCCGAAGGCUACUUGGAGGCCUUGGCUAGCAAAGAGAAGAGUAAGAAGUGCCGAGCCAAGGCCUUGGAGAAGGAAUCACCCUCUAAGACGGGCUCAGCCAAGCGGAAGCCCACAGGCCAGGCCACUAAUACACGUAUACCCAAGAAGAGCAAACUGGAGCCCUUCACGCUCCCUGUCGAACAGGCCAACCUCAUCAAGGAGGACAAGAGCAAUGCCAAGCUGUGGGAUGACGUGCUGAGUUCACUUCAGGAUGGGCCGUACCAGGUCUUUCUGAGCAAGGUGAACGAGGCUUUCCAGUGCAUCUGCUGCCAGGAGCUGGUGUUCCGGCCUGUCACCACCGUGUGUCUGCACAAUGUCUGCAAGGACUGCCUGGACAGGUCCUUCCGGGCCGAGGUGUACAGCUGCCCAGCCUGUCGCUGUGAUCUGGACCACAGCUCCCCAACCCGGGUGAAUCAGCCUUUGCAGACCAUUCUCAACCAGCUCUUCCCUGGCUACGGCAGCGGCCGGUGAUGCCGCGAACCAGGCGGGGGGGCCCUCGAUCCUGCUUCGAGUUCUUAGUGGGCUUAGCUUGAAGGUGUUGUCCUUCCACAUCUGCCCCUGGUGACCCGUCUGCCUUGAUCGCCAGUUAACCAGGAAUACUGUAUUCUGGCUACCACUUGGACGUCUGUCUUUCGUUUCUUUUUUUCUUCUCUCUUUCUUAUAUAUAUAUAUGUAUAUAUAUAUAUGUAUGUAUACAUACAUACAUAUAUAUAUAUAUAUAUACACACAUACAACGUCUGUAAGUCUCCAAGAGAAGGGAAAAAGAACCCUGCCUUUUCUUUUUCUUUUUUGGAGAUGGAUUUGGAAACUGUUGAGCCCGCACCAACCUCAGUGCCAUGUUGUCAGUUCUCACCUUGAGAGCAGCUGCCUAGAACAACUCUGCAACCAUCUUUGAAAAGACCAGGUAUAUCUCCCUGGCAGCCAUGCCUUAGGCCUUCACAGAAGACCUGAAGGGGACCCUGGGCCAGCCUCAGCCCUGGUGUUGCCAUCCUCACGGGUGCCUCUGGGGCCUAGCUGACACUCCUCCAGCGGGACUUGGCUGUGACCUCAGGGCCGGUCACCGGCUGAGGCGAAGCUGACCAUGCGCCCUCGGCUCACCGCCCCUUCCACUGCUAUCAGCACUGAACUGUCCAAUGCCCAUCUUGGAAGCCUGGCCGCUGGGUACUCGCUGGCUGGGUUUUGUGGAGGCUUGAGGUGUAGCGACCAGUUCUCAUCUUGUUUUUAACUCGGCAACUGAAAAUUAUGAGGGUUUCUUUAUUUUUCUAAGGGGAUGAAUGGUUUCCUUGAUGAAUUUCUUUAGUUACAGCCUGUACUGAAGAAGACUGUGAUUGCAUGGUUGGUUUUUGUUUUCUUUUGUAACUGGUAACUUUGCCAAAGUGUGCAGGCCAUACCUCAGUAGAGCAUGGGAACUGAACACGUAACGUAACUGCAGGCAGACCGGAUAGCACUGUUUUAAGGGUCACUUUUUGUGUUUCGUGGGGUUUUGUUUUGUUUUGUUUUGUUUGUUUUGUUAGGUUGUUAACAUGUUAGGGAAGAAAACAGAAUUCCAUGUGUCCAUGUGAAUAUUUUCUGAAGUUCAAUUUUUUUGUUCAGAUUUUAGAUCUCAAUUAAAUUUUUUUCUGCAGAUUUGAA
This is a messenger RNA of Alexandromys fortis (reed vole), 3985 nucleotides long. RefSeq names its product ubiquitin like with PHD and ring finger domains 1 (gene Uhrf1). The transcript has 17 exons. Gene Ontology annotation, molecular function: protein binding; ubiquitin protein ligase activity. The coding region runs from base 482 to 2824 and encodes 780 amino acids. Gene Ontology annotation, biological process: negative regulation of gene expression via chromosomal CpG island methylation. Lineage: Eukaryota; Metazoa; Chordata; Mammalia; Rodentia; Cricetidae. The record is from RefSeq and is a predicted model, not a curated record.